Messenger RNA from Closterium sp. Naga37s-1, 990 nucleotides. The record is from the annotation of a GenBank genome assembly. NCBI's taxonomy places the organism in Eukaryota, Viridiplantae, Streptophyta, Zygnematophyceae, Desmidiales, Closteriaceae.
AUGACGCGUGCCGGCAAGGUGCCGGCGUUCAUCCGGUUCAACGAGCGGCUGAUCGCGUGGAGCUACCGGCGGCACGGGCUGCACCGCAUGGCCGUGCAGGUCGACGCGCACACGCGCAUCGCCUGCUGGGCGCCGCGCCGCCUCCGACCGCUCGCGAAAUCCGGCUUCUUCGACGACCCUUCCGGGAAACCUCCCCCCACCAACGAAAAGGAUUCAAAGUCAAAAUCAAUCUUAAAGCCAGCGGCGCUACUGUUGCACGGGUUCGGCGGGUCGGGCAUCUGGCAGUGGGUGCAGCAGGUGCCGGCGCUAUCCCGCCACUUCGACCUGUACAUACCCGACCUCGUGUUCUUUGGCGACUCGAGCAGCAGCAGCGAGGAGCGGUCCGACGUGUUUCAGGCGGAGAGCAUGGUGAAGCUGAUGGACCGACUGGGGGUGGCGGCUUGCCAUGUUAUCGGGCUGAGUUACGGCGGGAUCGUGGCGUACAGAAUGGCGGCACUGCAUCCGGAGCGCGUGUCACGGCUGGUGCUGGUGGGGUCGGGCGUGAUGGCCACGCGGGAGGACUAUGAUGACAUGCUCAAGCGAUGGCAGGUGGAGCAUCCAUCGGAGGUGUUUCUCCCCUGCGACCCCCCAGCAGUGCAGCGCCUGCUGUCCCUCGCGCACUACCAUCCGCCCAAGCUGCCUCUCUGGCUGCUCAAAGCCCUCUCACACCUACUACAGGAGAACAAGGAGGUGAAGCAGCAGAUGCUGGACUCGCUGCUGCAGCAGCUUGACAACCCGCCCGACCCUUUCCCCACGCCCCCCAUGGAGUCACUGCUGGUAUGGGGCGAUGAGGACGGGGUCUUUCCCAGCUCCAUCGCACACAGAAUGCACAGGCACUUUGGCGACAGGUGCAAGCUGGUGGUGGUGGACAAGGCAGGCCACGCCCUCAACGCACACCGCCCCAAGGAGUUCAACCGUGCCGUCCUCGCCUUCCUCCUCCCUCCGCCAUGA